AUGUCGUGCCUGCACCCACAGAUUCUUUCGGCGGUGGUGAUGAGCGUCCAGGCGAAGCCGUUCCCGAAACACGAUCCGAUCUUUGAUGGUCUGUUGAGGUCUUUCGAGGGGAAGGAACCUCUCUACCAGGUGGCUGUCAACACAAGAGUCACCAGGAAUGCGAAUCCGGAAGCCUAUCUCUUCCAGACCGUCCAGAAGCAAGUGAAGCGGCUGCCCAUGCGGCCCUUUGGAUGAUCUCGGCGCUCGCAGCGCCCUCCCUGCCUUCUUCGGCUAGUGCUGCUCGCUUUAGCAUCUGAAUGCUGUAUGAGAUCUGUAGGUUCGGGCUAUAGAGCAGUUCAAUAAAGAUUAUGAACUCCCGUUUUAA
Darwinula stevensoni is the source of this 364-nucleotide messenger RNA. The record is from the annotation of a GenBank genome assembly. NCBI's taxonomy places the organism in Eukaryota, Metazoa, Arthropoda, Ostracoda, Podocopida, Darwinulidae.